AUGCUGCAAGCUCGACCGACGCGACGCGAAUUACUGUCGUCACAGCUGGAGGUUGAGCGACUGCAGCGGCAUGAGAAGUUGGACUGCUAUCUCUCUUUAGACCCCGCACUGAAGAUGCAGAACCUGACAGAGGCCAAUGUGUUAGAGCGUGUUGGUCGGAUUUGCUCCGAUAUUGUUGCUUCCUGCUGCUACGUGCUGGAGGUCGAGGAUGUUGGAGAGCUCCCACAGUCUGUGGAAAAAUUACAACAACUCGCCCACGUUUCAACAGCGUACCAGCGAUUCGUCGAGCGAAUAGAAAAACUUCUCAAGCGGUUUGAUGAGGUGGGCAUGUUGUCAGGUUAUGUUGGUUCAAAACUGUACUAA
Messenger RNA from Phytophthora sojae, 363 nucleotides. RefSeq lists its product as hypothetical. The record is from RefSeq and is a predicted model, not a curated record. Bases 1 to 363 code for a protein of 120 amino acids. The transcript is spliced from 3 exons. NCBI's taxonomy places the organism in Eukaryota, Oomycota, Peronosporomycetes, Peronosporales, Peronosporaceae.